CCAACAUUCAUCACUUCACAAAGAUGGCCAUCCCGACUACCCAGAAGACGCUUCUCGCCCGCGAGGAGAGCGCUCUCUAUGUCGUCGCAGAGACCCCUGUGCCGACCCCUGGACCGAAGGAUGUCCUCGUGCAAAUACACGCAUGCGCCCUCAACCCGGUCGACUGGGCCAUCGUCUACCCGCCGUACUCCAAAAUGCUCAUCAAAGAGUGGCCGCACGUCCCGGGAACCGACGGUGCAGGCGUCGUUGUCGCGCUCGGCUCAGAAGUUUCGAACCUCAAGGAAGGCGACAAGGUUGUCUUCCAGGGAACCUGGACCUCCGUUGGGGCCACGUGCCAGCAAUACGCUAUUGUCCCUGCUGAUCUCACUGCAAUAAUUCCAAACAACAUCACGUUCGAAGAAGCAGCGACCCUUCCGCUCGCGCUCACCACCGACGUCCUGUCCCUCUACAACCAGUCCCCCGCUGAGGCGAACCUCUCCCUUCGCCUCAAGCCCGUCUGGACGCCCGAGGGCCAGACUGCAUACGCUGGCACGCCCGCCUUCAUCGUCGGCGGCGCCGCCUCGCUCGGCCAAAUCGCCAUCCAACUCGCGCGCCUCGCCGGGCACACCCCCAUCAUCACCACCGCGUCCCCGCACAACGCCACGCUCCUCGAGUCCCUCGGCGCCACGCACGUGCUCGACCGCGCCCUCCCCAACGACGCCCUCCUCGCCUCCCUCCCCGCCAUCCUGGGCGGCAAGCCGCUCGAGUUCGUGUUCGCUGCGGUCGCGGCCCCCGAUGCGCUGCGUCUCGCGCGCGAUGCGCUGGCGCCCGGGGGUGCGCUGGCGACGGUGCUGCCGGCGCCGCAGCGCAUUCCGGAGGACGUGGCGAACCCGGGAGAAGGGAAGCGCGUAGGGUAUGUGUUUGGGAGCGCGCGGUUGCCGUAUACGCAUGAAACGGGCGUGGAUCUGUUUAAGCACCUGUCGGGGUGGCUGGAGAAGGGCCUGCUGAAGCCGAACCCGGUCGAGGUGCUGCCGAACGGGCUGGCUGGCGUCACUGAGGGUCUCGCGCGGCUCAAGGCGAAGAAGGUAUCUGGUAAGAAGUUGGUCGUGCACCCGCAAGAGACUGCGUGA
Messenger RNA from Trametes versicolor FP-101664 SS1, 1109 nucleotides. RefSeq names its product GroES-like protein. Gene Ontology annotation, molecular function: oxidoreductase activity, acting on NAD(P)H. The transcript has 5 exons. The record is from RefSeq and is a predicted model, not a curated record. Bases 24 to 1109 code for a protein of 361 amino acids. Lineage: Eukaryota; Fungi; Basidiomycota; Agaricomycetes; Polyporales; Polyporaceae.